Messenger RNA from Vespula vulgaris, 1825 nucleotides. It is a transcript of the gene CstF50, whose product is annotated as cleavage stimulation factor subunit 1. Bases 1 to 1389 code for a protein of 462 amino acids. Gene Ontology annotation, molecular function: RNA binding; protein binding. Gene Ontology annotation, cellular component: mRNA cleavage stimulating factor complex. The record is from RefSeq and is a predicted model, not a curated record. Gene Ontology annotation, biological process: mRNA 3'-end processing. NCBI's taxonomy places the organism in Eukaryota, Metazoa, Arthropoda, Insecta, Hymenoptera, Vespidae. The transcript has 4 exons.
AUGGGCGUUUUUUCGAAGAAUUCCGAAGAAGUAACCAACAUUCAGUCACCUUCCAGAAAUAAAGAAACUCAUAACAUUAUGAAGGAACCUGACGUGGAUCCAAAAAAUAUAAUAAAAAGUAGAGAAUUACUAUACAGACUUAUGAUCAGUCAAUUAUUCUAUGAUGGUCAUCAAACACUUGCUGUACAGUUAUCUAACAUGAUUCAAGCAGAACCUCCAUGUCCACCAUCUGAUCGUUUACUUCAUCUUAUGUUAAUUGGUGCUGCUCAUGAACCAGAUCGUACUAAAAAGGACACAAAUAACUUACCUACAUUUACUGCAAGUUUUGAUAAUACAUUGGGCCCUGGUUUAGAUCUAGAAUUUGAAACAGAAGCUCAAACACAAGCUCCAGAACCAGCACAAUACGAAACAGCUUAUGUUACUUCCCAUAAAGGAAAUUGUAGGGCAGGAGCUUUCUCUACAGAUGGACAAUUAAUAGCUACUGGAUCAGUGGAUGCAUCUAUUAAAAUUUUAGAUGUGGAUAGAAUGUUAGCAAAAUCUGCACCAGAUGAAAUGGCACCUGGUGAUCAAACUGGAGGUCAUCCAGUAAUACGAACAUUAUAUGAUCAUUUGGAAGAAGUAACAUGUUUAGAAUUUCAUCCACGUGAACCAAUACUUGUAUCUGGCAGUCGUGAUUUUUCUGUGAAACUAUUUGACUUUAGUAAAGCAAGUGUCAAGAAGGCAUUUAGAACAAUUACAGAUGCUGAUCAAAUACGGUGUUUAUCAUUUCAUCCAACUGGUGAUUUUUUGGUAGUAGGAACUAAUCAUCCAGUUGUAAGGUUAUAUGACGUGAACACAGCUCAAUGUUUUGUAUGCAGUAUUCCUAGUCAUCAACAUACAGCUGGAAUAACUAGUAUAAAGUAUUCUCCAGAUGCAAAAACAUAUGCAUCAGCUGGUAAAGAUGGAAGUAUUAAAUUGUGGGAUGGUGUUUCAAAUCGUUGCAUAAAUACUUUUGUUAAAGCACAUGAUGGUUAUGAAGUAUGUUCAGUGACAUUUACAAGAAAUGGAAAGUAUUUAUUGUCUUCUGGAAAAGAUUCCUUGAUAAAAUUAUGGGAAUUAUCAACAAGUAGAUGCUUAAUAGCAUAUACUGGAGCUGGUACAACAGGUAAACAAGAACAUAAAGCACAAGCCAUUUUUAAUCACACAGAAGAUUAUGUAAUGUUUCCUGAUGAAGCUACUACGUCCUUGUGUGCCUGGAAUUCUCGAAAUGCAUCAAGAAAACAGUUAUUAUCUUUAGGUCAUAAUGGGCCUGUAAGGUUAAUUGUCCAUUCACCAACUGCGCCCGCGUUUUUGACAUGUAGUGAUGAUUUUAGAGCAAGAUUCUGGUUCAGAAGAAUGCCAACUCAUUAAAUGCCCUACAAGUAUUUAUAGUAGAUCUUCGUUUAAUAUGGCAGAUACAUUCCGUAUUAUAUAAGAUUUAUUAUUCACACAAGAUGUGCAAGUACGUUGUUAAUUAUAAAAAAAGACUAUACGGAAGUUGCCGUAAUGUAUUUAUUACAUCACAUGAAUGUCAUGUUAUACAAAGUUCUACUAUAUAUUAGAAAAUUUUUAUGAACACGUACAUAUUGUUUAUAAUUUUCUAGUUUUCUAAGAAGAGGCAAAGUGAAGCAAUCAAAUUUGAAGACUUUGAACUGUGCUUUUAGCUUUCUAAUGGUUGUAUAUGUUUAUUUAGUAUUAUGUCGAAACGAAAAUGGUCGCGUUCCGUUCUACUAUUGUUUAGUGUGUAUAUUUGGAAACUAUGAUGAAAAUUUGAAAAUAUUUAUUUAAGUAAAUAAUAUGAAUAUAA